This is a messenger RNA of Anopheles maculipalpis, 1769 nucleotides long. RefSeq names its product protein numb (gene numb). The coding region runs from base 9 to 1769 and encodes 586 amino acids. The record is from RefSeq and is a predicted model, not a curated record. Lineage: Eukaryota; Metazoa; Arthropoda; Insecta; Diptera; Culicidae. The transcript has 3 exons.
UCGACAAAAUGGGUAAUUCCAAUUCAUCGCACGAACCCCUGGAACGCGGGUUUACCCGUGGCACGUAUGGAGAUGUUAAAAAUACGAAAUCAGCCUCAUUCCGACAGAGUAAACGAUCACCAAAGAAAAUGGAUCGAUUGCGCAAAUCAUUCCGCGAUUCGUUUCGCCGGCGCAAGGAUCGUGUUCCAGAGGCGGCUAAGCCUCAUCAAUGGCAAUCGGACGAACAGGCAGUUCGUUCGGCAACGUGCACCUUUGCGGUGAAGUACUUGGGAUGCGUUGAAGUAUUUGAAUCUCGUGGGAUGCAGGUGUGCGAGGAGGCGUUAAAGGUGUUACGAAACUCGAGGCGACGUGCAAUACGGGCUCAGCUGCAUGUAAGCGGUGAUGGGCUACGCGUAGUAGAGGAUGACACUAAGGGGCUGAUCGUGGAUCAAACCAUCGAAAAGGUUUCGUUCUGUGCGCCGGAUCGUAAUCAUGAGCGAGGCUUCAGCUACAUCUGCCGCGAUGGUACGACACGUCGCUGGAUGUGUCACGGCUUUUUGGCAACGAAAGAUUCCGGCGAACGGCUGUCCCAUGCGGUGGGCUGUGCGUUUGCCGUGUGCCUGGAGCGCAAGCAGCGGCGUGAUAAGGAGUGCGGCGUGACGAUGACGUUCGAUAUGAAAAACUCCACCUUCACCCGUACCGGAUCGUUUAGGCAGCAGACGAUGACGGAGCGGUUGGCAGCCGGUGCAACCGAUACGGCGGUUGUGGCACCACAGCAGAACAACAAUGCAGCGAAACCGUACAAUCCGUUCGCAAUCGAGCGACCACACGCGACACCCUCGAUGCUGGAACGUCAGGGCAGUUUCCGUGGAUUCACGCAAAUCGGUUCGGCGUCUCCGUUCAAACGGCAGAUGUCGUUGCGAAUAAACGAUCUUCCGUCCAACGCUGAACGACAGCGAGCGUUCCUCGAGCCAGGCACGCCACAGCGCACCACUGUUUCACCCAUUCCGGAAGUGUCCCCGCAGCCAACGGACACAGUUAGCCAGCUGUGCCAGGAGCUGAGUCAGGGAUUAUCGCUGCUUACCAAAAAUGAUGCGGACGAUUUUUAUCUUAACAAAGAGCUCCAUCUUAAAGCAUCUGUCACGGCUGCUGUUACUUCUACUACAGCGAGCAUCACUUCCAGCACAACACUGGCAUCAUCGGCUGCAACUUCGGCCGCGAUCAGUACUUACGUUCCGGGAAUGCUUGCCCGGAAUGGUCCGAGUGACAUCGUUCCACCGGCACUACCGAAGUUAUCGGUCGUGCCAACGAUCCCGCCACGAUCUAUAUCCCCACUCAAUAAGCAGCAAACGUUGGAUCUAUCCGCCCUUGGUAGCAGUGGAAGUAAUAAUACCACCUACAGUACCAGCAGUACCGGAAGUAGCGCCUCCGCCAGCAAUACCACCACAUCAACUAUUCCCGCUAGUGGUGGAUAUCCAGGCACGAUGGUGGAAACGAUAGCGGUCGGUGCUUCUUCUUCUAGCAUGGCCACCUCCUCCAGUGUAGUUGUUCCAAUCGAAACGGCUUCACCGCUGCCCAAUCCGGAACAGUGGUUAGGACAAAUCGUAAAGAAUGUUUCCCCAUCACCACGCCGCGCGCCUUCACUGCACAACCGGGCCAAGUCACUUAAUGCAGCGGAUCCGUUCGAUGCCGAAUGGGUGGCGGACGUAGCAAAGCCGGAAAUACACAGCACGAAUCCAUUCAUCUCACCACCCAAACCUCCGGCACAAACGUUCCAAGUCCAUCUUUAA